UUUAUUAGAAUCAUAUUAAAACAGAUGUCUACUGAUACACUUGAGUCAUGUGAUUCAAUAAUGCAAAUCAGAGGAGUUAUUGGAAAUGUCAUUUCAUCCUGUCACGCGGUCAGAACGGCCACUUGGAGCUUUUUUGAAAGUGAUCACUGCAUUACAAUUGUUCCUCAAAUUCAUGGAUCAAUAAUGCUGAAAGGACUUACAUGGCAAAGAGAAACUGAUGGGAAAAUGAAGCUGUAUAAAGGUGUCCUGCUGCUUUUUCUGGGACUGUUUAUUAAGGUUGCGGUGGCAGGUACAGACAAUUCCACACUGAUAUAUUAUAUAGAGCUUGAAUUCGAGUCAACGGUGGAUGUGAAUGUCACUGUGUUUCUGGACCAGCUGAAACGAAUUGACUUAUCAAAAGCAACUGUAAAACAAUUCAACUCUACAACAAAUUGCAACUUGACUGAGACAAACAAGCAAUGUCAAUGCAUGCCAGGAUACACAUGGAGUGAUGACAUGGACUGUACAAAUGAGUGCGAGCUAAAUAUUAAUACAACUGCAGUGUGUUUGUCUGGAAACAAAGUAAGCAUAGAUGGAACUACUACAAAUACAACUAUGGAUUGCAGCGUAUUAUGUGAUCAAAGCAAAGUUAAUAGUGCUGAGCACAAGGAGCUUCUCCAAACUCUAACUACAGAGCUUGCUAAACAAUACAGCACAUUGGAUUAUUUCAAUUCUCUGGUUAUCACCGGUUAUGGGUGGGGGAGUUUGGUCUUAAACUAUACUGUGAUCUAUCUUGGUCCAGUUUCAAUUGAUGAUCUAAAGAAAGUUGUUCUGCAAGUAAAUAAUACUAAACUGGUAACAAAAGGUAACAUAUCUUUUUUUUUUGUUUAAAAUAAUUUUCUUACUUAAAAAAUUCUUAAAUCAUGAAGCAUUUUCUAGACAAGCUAUGUCUAAAUUGAAUGUGUGAGCAUUAAAUCGUAGCAUUUCAUGUGUGUAGCAAUGUGCGAAAAUUUAAAACUAAAAGAAAUCUGCCAACGGGGCCAUUAUUGACAUAAUUGUUCAUAAAGCAAGACGAUAAUUUUGACAAUGUUUUGCUUGUCUAGAAAAGGCUUCUUGAUUUAAUCUUUUUUACGUAUAGAUCCUAGAAACAAGACUUUUUGCAAUGCAGUAAUACACAAUUGCACAAUCAUGACUUGUUAUUUUCUCCAAAGGUCUCAUCGAUAUUAAAAUAAAUAACACUCAGCCGGUUGAUAUUUACUCCUCUGCAACUAUAAUUUGUACGCCACCACCGAAUAUAGAAAAGGUACCUGUAAAGUGGUACUUAACAAACAGCCAGAAUAAAACCACAGAGAUUACAAAUGGAAUAGAAGCCACACUGACGACGAACCAAAACACAAUGAUAAGCACCGUUCAGCUGAACAACUUUUCAGAAAGCUGGAAAGGAACAUUUAAAUGCGUGUAUGCAAUAUAUGGCAUAAGUCACACAGCAAGUGAACAGCUGGACGUCGCACUUUUGCCAAACAUACAGGCUCUGAGUAAUCCUCAGUUUCCUAACUGUAAAAGUCUAUCAAGCACAAGCUUUAAAGUUUAUUGUAAUAUUUCCGCCGACUCUGAAAAUUACACUGUUACAUGGAAUCCCUCUACUUCUAGCACUACUGUUGACACAACGGGGAAUAGGAUAUCCUACAUAGCAUACGUGACCAUAUCUUGUAAAUCUAUAGAGACACUGAACUUUGCAUGUACGUUCAUCAACACUAGAUCCAAAAACAACUUAAACAGAACACAAAAUGUGCAGAUACCAAUCAUUUAUGCUUAUUCAACAGUCUGUGAUCCGGAGGGAGGUUGGCCCAUUGCUAAAAGCGGUUAUACAGCCACCAUGCCUUGUGACAACUCUGGUGUUGGUUGGAGAACAAGAAAAUGCAAUGGCACUAGGUGGUCUACUGAAAUCUCUACUUGUGUGAAUGCAAAUCUGUUUGACAUCAAAACUGAUGUACAGGAAUUAAAUAAAGGUAUUGGCUUCAUAAAGGACAAUGCAGACCAACUGUUCCAACGCAUAAAUGACUCGACCACUUUGAGGACGUUCACAUUUCCAAAUAUUGAGACAUCUGUAAACAUCUUUGGAGUCAUGAACGAUGUAUCUACACGCCAGCAAAAUCAAUGGAAUGAUACUGUCAUGUCUAAACUCGUCAGCUCUGCGAGCAAUCUCUUGAACGACCCAUCUGGCUGGCAAAACCCUGAAAAUAAAAGCAUAUUUAUUUCUGUAGAAUAUUUAAAAACUAUUGAGAGAAUGAUGAACAACUCAAAUCUGAUCUCGAAUACGCCUUACAUUUCUAGUAAUGCUCAAAUGGCGCUCUGUAAUCACACCAGUCCAGCAGACAUUUGCAAGACCUUUAAUGCUAGUGUCAGAAACUCAGAUAAUAGUGUUGUUGUUUUUGGAUUCCGGAACCUUUAUCAAAUUUUACCAAAAGCUGAGGGAAAUGACUCAAACACCACCAUCUUAUCAGUUACCCCUGUUAAUGCAAACAAUACGAACAGAAGUAUAACACUUGAGUUUGAUUCUGCUAAACAAAGGCUUCCAAAUCAUAUGAUAUACUGUGUUUACUGGGAUGAAAAUCUGAACGAGUGGUCUUCAGACGGUUGUAGAUGGGCUGGUGUAGACAACCCCACAUUAUGCAUAUGUGAUCACAACUCUGCGUUCACCAUACUGAUGUCCAAAAACGCAGAGACCCUUCCUUAUAUGGACGAACUGACCUACGCUGGCUUAGGAAUUUCCAUCCUCUCGCUUCUUGCGUGUUUAAUCAUCAAGGUUUUGGUAUGGGAUGCAGUUGUAAAGUCGCCCAUCUCCAAUUUCCGCCACGUGGCCUUAUUCAACAUCUCCUUAUGCUUGCUGUUAGCACAUUGUAUGUUUUUAACAACGUCCAAACCAGAGAGCAUCCCCCCAAACUGGUGCUCCAUCCUCACCUUAAUCAAGCACUUCUUUUUCCUUGCCGUCUUCUUCUGGAUGCUGUGCUUGAGUUUUGUGCUUCUCCACCAAAUGAUUUACGUCUUUGACCGUCUGCGCAAAAAGGUGUUUUUGGGACUGUCUAUCACUGUUGGGUACGCAUGCCCAAUAAUAGCUGUGGCAGUAACCUAUAUAUCAUUUAACAACGGUGCAGAAGGUGAAUACUACUCCAAAAGCACUUGCUGGCUCACAUAUAAGGGGACUCUGAAAGGCUCCAUCUUUGCCUUUAUUAUUCCUAUCGGUGCAAUUGUGUUUGUGAACCUGUUCACGCUGGCUGUGGUCAUCAUGAAGAUAGCAACUCCUUCUAUCUCAGAGGCAAAGGCUCGGGAUGAAAAGGACGUAGCCAAGAGCAUGAUUAAAACAAUCGUCUUCCUAAGCCCUGUCCUCGGAUUAAGCUGGGUCUUGGGAUUCUUUGUGCUGGGACUUGAUCUUACAGUAAAACCUUGGGCAGCACUAGUCAACUACUCAUUUACAAUAUUCAAUUCGCUGCAGGGCUUGUUCAUUUUGCUGACAAACUGCGUUGGAGAGAAAAAGGUUCGUGAUGCACUUCUGAAGCGUUUCAAAAUCAAGCAAUCAGUGCAUUCUAAAACUGAAAGCUCAAGCAAAGCGCAGUCUUCAAUCAUGAGGAAAUAAAUAUGGCACAGAUUUAGGUUUUUAAUUGAAAGAAGGAAUGCGAACAUUUUCAUGGAUUCAAUUCUGUCUCAUUCUAUGCAGAAUAAAACAGGUUGAAAAUGUCAAAUAUGUUAAGAGUUUAUUGUUUUUUUUUUUUUUUAAUAAUGUACAAUAAUUUGUGACUUCGCAGUUCAGGAAAUAUAAAUAUACAUUUACCAAGUCAUGAAUGUAUGCUUUGCCAUGUCAUGUUUACUGUAUUAUGAAUGUAUUCUCAGGGUAAAAGCUAUAUUUGUCUUUUUAUUUAUGUAUAUUCAUGUAAGUAUAUUUAUGCUUGAAUGUUUAUGUAUAGCCUGUUUGUUAAUAUUCAAAACUGAUGAACGUCUUAGAUAAAUAUAAUCUUUGGCAUAUGAUUUUAUUGUCCUCCAACAAUGCUUUCUUUAUAAUUUUAUAUGUAAAUGUGCUUUAAAAUUCAGAUGUUAUCCAAUAGUUUUGUAUUUUGUUCUCAUGGCAUAAUAAAACCUACCUUUUAAUUAA
Danio rerio (zebrafish) is the source of this 4126-nucleotide messenger RNA. The record is from RefSeq and is a predicted model, not a curated record. Lineage: Eukaryota; Metazoa; Chordata; Actinopteri; Cypriniformes; Danionidae.